Messenger RNA from Drosophila obscura, 1838 nucleotides. RefSeq names its product dnaJ homolog subfamily C member 5 homolog (gene Csp). The transcript is spliced from 5 exons. NCBI's taxonomy places the organism in Eukaryota, Metazoa, Arthropoda, Insecta, Diptera, Drosophilidae. The record is from RefSeq and is a predicted model, not a curated record. Gene Ontology annotation, biological process: regulation of neuromuscular synaptic transmission. The coding region runs from base 208 to 879 and encodes 223 amino acids. Gene Ontology annotation, cellular component: type Is terminal bouton.
AAUAUCCCACAUCGCUACUAAGAAUUUCAUUGCAAAAAAAAUAAAAUAGGAAACGAGGCAAACGGCAACGGCUACAGCAACUGCAAGAAAGCAUUAACGGAGAAGAGAGUUGGAGAGUUUCGGCAGCCCAGGGCGUGUGUUAGCAACUGCAAAAAGUGCUAAAUAGAUUUAUCCCGAGACAGCCACAGUGACAUCGCAAGCAGCAAAAUGAGCGGAGGCAUGGACAAGAGAAAACUCUCGACAUCGGGAGACUCGCUGUACGAGAUCCUGGGACUUCCGAAGACUGCCACCGGAGACGAUAUCAAGAAGACAUACCGGAAGCUGGCACUCAAAUACCAUCCGGACAAGAACCCCGACAAUGUCGAUGCUUCCGAUAAGUUCAAGGAGGUGAACCGGGCGCACUCGAUACUGAGCGACCAGACCAAACGCAAUAUCUACGACAACUACGGCUCUCUGGGACUGUAUAUAGCCGAGCAGUUCGGCGAGGAGAAUGUGAAUGCAUACUUUGUGGUCACAUCGCCGGCGGUGAAGGCCUUGUUUAUCUGCUGUGCAGUGGUCACCGGCUGCUGUUGCUGUUGCUGCUGCUGCUGUUGUUGCAACUUCUGCUGCGGCAAGUUCAAGCCGCCGGUCAAUGAAUCGCACGACCAGUAUGCACAUCUGAAUGAGGACGUUGAUCUGGACGACGUGAAUCUUGGUGCGGGCGGAGGCCCCGUCACUUCGCAGCCACGCGAGCAGCCCGGUGGACAGCCUGUCUACGCCAUGCCACCGCCCAGUGGAGCAGCUGUGGGCGUGAAUCCCUUCACGGGCGCACCCGUGGCGGCCAACGAGAAUACGUCGCUGAACACCACAGAGCAGACUACAUACACGCCAGGUAUAUAAAGAGUCGAGCCAGCUAGCCAGCCAGCAGUCGUUGGGUCGGUCGGUCGGACGGUCGGUCAGCCUCCGAAGAGGGGGUGGCAUUAAAACUAAUCCCUAAAGCGUCUUUGACCAUCGAACUUGUUAAAUGUGCGUGACGUAACUCGAACAAAUAUUGUAACCUCCGGUCGUUUUGAACCGAAACUGAAACAAAACAAAACAAACCAAAACAAAACAAAACUCUGUUAACUCUCGAAAUAUCCCAGCCAGCGCAGCGCCCACAUACUCGUACAUACAUACACAACACCUCUCUAGCAGUUAAGCUCUCGUGUACACGAUGUGGCCCAGUCCGAGGGCCGGGCCCGAAUAGCAGUACAUGUAUAUUUUUAAAGUCUCUCCAUGUAUGUAAAGUCUCUGCCAAGCCAUACCAACACGUCCAGCCGGUCAUGGGAUCUGCAUAGACACAUACUCACUUUAGUUCGUACAACUUUUAGUUUGAAACACUGCCUGAUCGAUUGAUUGAUUUGAUUUGAUUUGUUUUAUUUGAUUUGACUGAUGGCCGUCACAUCCUUCCGUUCCACAGGUCUGCGGCACUCGCUCAGUCACCGCUCCUAAGCGCCCUUUCAAGCAUUUUCAAGUUUUUGUGUUUUGUUAACAUCUUAAAUUGAAUUACCAAACUGGCAUCUCUCUCUGUCUCUUGCCACCAAAUAAAUUGCCAUAGAAGGAACGGCACUGCCAUAAUCAGCUGUAAAGUUUAUUCGUGUUACAUAUUUUGUUUACAUUUUGUUCGAUUUCGUUUGUUAUGCAACAUUUGGAAUUUUUAUUUUGUUAUCACAUAUCACUCUCUACUCUAUUCUCUCUUUCUCUCUCCACCUCUAGAUAUGGUUAAACAAAAAUAUUAGGCGAGCCCCAGGCCCCCUGUGCAUGCGUACGUUUCAGAUAUAAAACCACACACACACACACACAGAAACAGAAAGCACAGA